Messenger RNA from Xyrichtys novacula (pearly razorfish), 6185 nucleotides. NCBI's taxonomy places the organism in Eukaryota, Metazoa, Chordata, Actinopteri, Labriformes, Labridae. The record is from the annotation of a GenBank genome assembly.
GGACGUGGUGACAUCAUUCAUAGAGGACCUCCUUGUCAGCUGUGGCGUUAAAUAUCUCUAUCUCUAGCUUAGCCAGCCGAACAGAAAAUAAAACUUAGCUCCUCUAGGGUUUAAGUAAUGGAUAAGAAUGCCACUCGAUACAAUGUACAACUUUAUAUUUAUGAUUUAUCGAGGGGAAUGGCCCGCAGCCUCAGUCCUAUUAUGCUAGGUAAGUAUCAUAAAAUCCGUUACAGCCUGGCCUGACGGACAAAUAAGUGUCAAUAACAAACACCGGGAGAAGAUGCGCGCAUAGAAGUGCAUUUUGAAAUCUUAUUUAGCUGUCUUUAAAUCAUGAGUUGUACCAACCUUUGAUUCAAUCGCCAAAACCCAGUCUUUUGUCUGUUUUCUUUUUUUUAAAUAUGUUUGAAUCGUGACAGAUUAAUCUCUACGAACGGGGGUGGGAGGUUAAUGUUGUUCAUGUGUGAGCUGGUUUUCUCAGAAUCAUCUAUUAUCAUCUGUUUUUUUUUCAUGUUUGUCUUUCAGGAAAACAACUGGAGGGGAUUUGGUAUGUAUUAUCUCUCGACUAUUUUCACAGCUGACUCACCUGCGUCAACCUGAGUCAUAAAAAAGCUUCAUAAUAAUAUGUUAAUAAUAAUGCAGGUGCAGGCCUGUGGCACAUAUCUUGUCUAUGAGCUGAAAAUAUAGAUACAUUCAUGAAAAAUCCUACUUUUAUUAUAGAUUAGGGCCAGAAACAUCUGCUAGAUAUGUAACAAUGUGUGUAUUAUUGCUAAUAUUUUAAUUUUGCCUAAUAAUGUUAGGAAUUUAGCUUACCAAGCAAAGCAAGCAUGAGUAGACCAUGCACAAUUUGUAAUUUUUUGUGUUGCAUGAAUUCAUUUUGCUGAAAUCUGAUUUGGAUUGUCCCCCAUGAUGAUCAUUUUGUACUUUUUUAUUCAGGCACACAGCUAUAGUUGCAUAUGGCGAUGAGUUCUUCUUUGGAGGCGAGGGGAUUUCGAGCUGUUCACCGGUACGUCUGUUGCAGAAAUACUGAUCUCUGACUGCUUCUUAUUCAACAGACUCAAUAGGAAAAUGUCCAAACGUACAGCUAUUGCACCAAAUCAGCUCUUGAUUUGAUUUCUGCCACUCAGAUUGUGAGCUCCUGCAGUCGGUCCCCACUUCUGCUUUAAUUUAAUCUGUUAACUGUCACAUGGGUUCAGUAUUUUCUAAAAGCCUUUUUAAAAUGUCACAGUGUGCAAGACACAAUAUCCCUGUUAAUUACUUUUAGUUGCUGCCAAUCACUUGAAGACUUUCACCUGAUCCUUGGUUUUAUUUCACAAGGAUGUUUCAAAUUAAACCUAUCCUCCAAAGCUCAGGGCACAUUUGAAGGAUGAGGCUGAUGUUACUUAAUCAUUUUUCUGUUAUUCAAAAAUUCCAUCUACAGACCUUAACCCAAAAUGUGUUGGUCUGUCUCUUAACACUUGAAUGAUUGGCAUAUAAUUACCAAAGUUAUGCCCUAACUAUGGCUCAAUUCAAGUUACGGUGUCCAUUUUCUCGGCAAUAAGAUAUAUGCCAUAUGCCAUGGUUAAGUGGUGUGCUUUUAUUGAUUCUGGACAGAAUUUAAAGUUUUAGGUAUAAAGUAAUGAGAUGAUAAAGGCUUUUGAUUUUUUUAACUGUAGAGAUUUAAGCUACAGUGACCUUGAAACCAUUUACAACCAGUAACUUGGAAAAAUGAGAGCAGAGUCGUUUAAAAAAUUAUGGCAAAAAUGUGGAUUGAUCUUUCUGGUAUAUAAAGCACCAAGAUUUCAAACCUUUUAUGACUGAAAUCAUUAUUUGGGAAUCAGCUUUAGCAUUUGAGAGAACUUGUACAUAGUCAAUAUGUUUUAGACACGUAUCACCUUUUUGACAGUUGGUUUUAGCUCAAUACAAGGCGUCAUUUUAGUAUUAAAUCAUCAUUGGUUUAUAACUCUGUUAGAUACCCUGGUAUGAUAUACAGUAUAUCAUUUAUAUAUAUAUAUAUAUAUAUAUAUAUAUGUGUGUGUGUGUGUGUGUGUGUGUGUGUGUGUGUGUGUGUGUGUGUGUGUGUGUGUGUGUCUUUAAGGGUGGAACAAUGCUGGGACCUCCAGACACGGUGGUAGAGCUGGGAGAGACUGAGGUGUCUGAGGAGAUCUUCAUGGAUUACCUUUCCUCUCUGGGAGAAAGCACAUACAGGUGGAGUAAAUAUGGUGUGCUUACUCUGUUUAAAGAGCAGGGGUGAAAAUAAGAUAGAAAGGGCAUAUGGAAAAAAAAGGAAAACUUGUGAUAAAUCUGUCUCUGGGAGCAUUUUUAACUGUUUUCAAGCUCUCUACUUUUAUCUAUCUCCUUGAUAUUUUGUGAUCAUAAGAAUGUUGCACAACAGAACCAUUUCUAGUUCGUCAGAAAUAAAUAUGACCUUGUAAAAAACAAACAAACUCUGGACUAUAGUAAACUUACAGAACAGGGAUAGAUUUCAAGCCCCUGGUACCCUUAGCGUUAAGCUUAUUGAACCCCCCUUCCCCAUGUCCCUUGUUUGAAUGAAAAGAAGUAGUAACAUAAAGCUUUUAAAUACUUGCCACUGGCUGGUUACAUCGUUUAAAGCUAAAUUUACUGUCUUUCUCUGUUUCUUCCUCAGAGGUGACAGGUAUCGUCUGUUCGAGCACAACUGCAACACCUUCACCAACGAGGUGGCUCAGUUCCUGACAGGCAGGAGCAUCCCCACUUACAUCACCGACCUGCCGUCUGAAGUCCUCUCAACGUGAGUGUUUAACUCAGUCUGUCAGCUUUAAAAAGAGACCCAUGAAUGCAUCAGUGUCCUUAUGAAAUCAGUCAUUGAGCUGUGGCUUUUUCCACUUUAGUUCUGGUUUUGCGCUUCAUGUAACCACUAAAAGACUUAUAAUUCUCCUCUACUCAGGGUUAGCCUAACAUUUAUAAACACAGAGAACAAAACCAUGAAGCAUAAGAGUGACUUUCACACAUAAAAGAUGUUUGUUCUGUUUAAAUAUGUGGUCACUGAUACUGGAAAACUUCAAGCAAUUUGAUGUGAGUCUUUUUAAUUGUGCCCUUUCAAGACUUCCAAAUAAACUCACCCUGAUCUUUUUUUAGAGUCUAAAGGGACUCACAAGUUCAGCCUCAAAUUCAGUGUGACUCAAAAUAAAACAGAGCGUCCCAGUUCCUGCAGUCAUCAUAAACAGGCCAACAAUAAAUCUGGUAUCUGCUGGAGUGAAAUCCUUAUCAUAACCUGCCCUCAAAGUGUGUUUUAUCAUUUUGUUUUGGCUUCAAUGCUUUUUAUAAAGCUGCUCCAGUGCAUCACAGCAGUGUUGCAAUAUAUGGGAUGAUUACCUCGAUCGAAGAGAGUCAUCAUAUGAUUAUAACUUCAAAAAUCUCUUUAGAAAUCAAACUAUUCCUGAAAAUCUGAGGGCCCAUUUGCUGUUGUCUGUCAAAGCACAAGACCUUGCCUAUGCUUAAAAAGCCUGGUAGAUUGUACUACUCAGGAGAAAAAAUGGAAACAGAGCACUUUUUUAACAUUCUGAUUUAUUCUAGAGACCUUUAGCCUCUAAUAGAGAGAGAGAUAGAGAGAGACUAUUAAGAUCAGGAUCUGGAGUUGAUCCUAUUGUAGCUUCUAUAAUGAGGCACUCUUUGAGCUGAGCAAAACCAGACCUCCUCUGAAUUUCAAAACCUUGUUGAAGCGUGCCGGUUUGGCUAAGUGGCCUAAAUAUGCACCCCACAAACAGACGCUGCAGUUUUCAGCGCAGAGGUUGCAGGUUCAACAACUGGCCUUGGUCAUCCUGCACUCUCUUCUUCCAAAUGUUUCCUGUCUCUCCUCAGCUGUCCUAUCAAAUUAAGUGUUAGUUGUGCAUGUAAAUCAGGGGCAGUAAUCAAAAAGUGAUUCACGGUAGAAUACCUGAUGGAUGACAAUGAUGACAAUGACAUUAUGCUCAUGUGAUAAUUGAUAAUAUGCAAGAAAAUCAUAUGAUCAUAAAUCUUGAUAUCUGAUUAACUGAAGAUUUAAGUGCCGGAUUUAUAUUGUUAGAGCCGACACAAGUGGUCAUAGAUCUGUGAUGCUGUGACUCACAUUGGAGGGACAUUCUGUGUCACAAGGGUUGGAUUAUCAUUGGUAUAAUAUAGAAUAUUUAGCACCAGAAAUAUGAUCAUUUUAUCACAUACGUCAAGAUGACUGUACAUUAUCAUUUGCAUUCAUUGUCUAAAACCAUACCACAAAUAUAAGCUGACAAUAGCAGUUACAGAGUAGUGGAAAAAAUAAUGUAAAGCAAGGUGAGCAGACUGGUGCAGAUUUUGAAAAGCCACUUAAAUCACCCGGUUAUGAAAUAUCUGCGGUCACUGUGUUUGACAUUAAAUCUAAAAAUACCAAAUCACGUCUCUCUCCACAGACCGUUUGGUCAGAUACUACGACCCAUCCUGGACUCGAUCCACAUCGCCCCUCCAGGAGGGAAUGUGAUCAACGGGGGGAGGAACAUCUAACCUGAGCGAGAGCAGGGGAGUCAGAGAGUGUUCACAAAACCACCUUCACUGUUGUCAGUCAAUCAGAAAAUAUACAAAAAAAAGUCUUUCUUUUUUGUCCUCCUUCCUUUCAGUAAAUGUAUGACGCACUCGCACUGGAAGCUAUAACUGAUAAUGAACCAGUUAAUCCUUAAAAGUCAUAAUUCAAACACUAUUUUAGAAAUAAUAUUUAGAGGGUUUAAGUUUGAGGGGGCAACAAACUCAUUUUCCCUCCAUACAACAACAUAGAAUAUAUAAUAGUCUACCAGCAUACAGGUGUUAUUUCAGUCACUUUGCUCUGAAAAAGUUGACUUUAAUGAAUGUUUUAUUCUUAGAAAUCCAUCGACAGAGAGUCAGGUGCUGCUUAAUUCAUUAUUUAUUCAUACUUUCACUCCACAGCAUAGAAAUAUCGCACAUUUUGAUGGCCUGUUUUUUUUUCUGAUUGCUGUAACUGAACCACCUACAACAUCAAGAUACCUCUUAGAUAAAAGCGCAGACAGCUUAUUCAGUCACUUUUGUUCAUAGGGAAAAAAUGCUUGUUUUUAAGUGUGAUCACACAGAGCUAUUAAGAGGACAUGAGUAGAAGAAAAGAGUCUGGUACACAUGAGAAACUUUGAGAAGAGCACAGGAAAAUAUGCUUUCUGGUGUGUGAUUUAGAUUGUUUUCUGCAGAAACUAGACAAGUCCAGAUUCUUGCUCAUCUUUCUCGUUUGGAUUCUGUGAAAUUUUUUGCUUGAAGAAAAAACGUGAAAUAUUCAUUUUACACUCUGAUAAUGACUCCAUUCUUUGUGUUGGUUUUUUGAGCCUGCUCUUUUUAACCUUAUGUCAGUGUUAUUUUCUGUUUCAGUGUGGUUUUACCUGUUGUCUUAUUUUGUAUUUUUUUGCACCUUUUUAAGCUAAUACUUUGGCCAUGUGUCCUUGUAAAAGAAGUUUAAUUAAAUACAUAUGUUUAUACCACAAACUCUUAUUAAGUUUCAUAUUUGUGCUUUUUUUACUCCAUCAGUCAGACUUCAUUUGCAAAGCAUUUUUCAUUCAGCAAUAAUGUUACACAAAGUGCUGUACAUACAAUAUUAAUGAGAAUGGUAAUAAUAUAUGAGAGGGACUUUAUAAAAACAGGAGCUGACAAAUCAAGGAAAUGUUAGGAGGAGGUUUUACUAAGGAAACACUAAAAAUCUUUAACCCAAAAUCCACUCAAGGCCAAAUAGAAAUCAGUGCAUUUUUAAAUUCCUCCUGCUUUUGGAAAGCCUGUUUUCUUCCACCUUUCCUGGUAAAUAUUUCUGUUUUAUACCUUUGUCAAAGGAAGUGAAAACAUUGAAGUUAAAGUUUUUACAACUUGAUCUUAAUAUAACAUUUUUGAGCUCUGGGAACUUCUAUCAAGUUUUCAAGAUCACGGGGUGUGAAAAUGAUUGACAGUCUCUGCUGGUUCAACCUUUACAUCACGCUAUCAACGUGUGUUGGGACUGUCUUGAUGUUAUUUUGGAUUUGACUCCAUCAGAAGCUGCAGCAGAAACACACACUGAGUAAGUGGUUAGUAUUUCAUACAGAACUAAUUCAUUCUGAUAGGAUUUAGUUUAAUAUUGAACCAAUUCAGUGAGAGUCAGCAGUCUUAAUUGUUUUACCACAGGACUGCCAGAUAGUGCUUCUUUUAUGGACUUUUCAUUUCACCAUUUAAUUAUUAAAAACACCUAUCAAACAACA